AUGAGACCUGAGCAAGAACCCUCUAUUCAAGCACCAACAGAGAAAGUGGCACUACCCAUGUCCGAUGGAGAUGCACGGCCAUGGCAGGUGCUGAGCCUUCUUUUGCCCUUUCAUAGCCCGGAUCAGAAGCUCUGGUGGGACAAAGUUGGGCCCCUUAUUGAGAUUUACUUGAAUUGUUCAGGGUACAAUGUUGGUGCUCAGUAUCGUUAUUUGUUAAUGCUCCACUCCAUUAUUCUUCCAGUGCUUGGGCCAUUCCCAAAUCACACCAAAUCGAAUUCACCAUGGCCUUACUUCAUGAAUAACGGAGAUCCAUGCGACCUCAGCAUCAAUUAUCAAGGGGGCUCAGCACCAUGUGUCCGCAUAGGGAUCGAGCCAAUAGGACCUAUGGCAGGGACGAACCAAGAUCCCAUGAACGAAUUCGCCGCGAGGCGGCUUCUUGAAGACUUGAGCCGGAUUCAGACCGACAUAGACUUUCAAUUAUUUGACCAUUUCAGGGACGCCUUGGUUUUAUCCAACCACAAGGCUCGUCUGUGCUGGGAUGGUAUUGAGGAACAUGGAAUCAAAGCUCAGGGACAUGUCGCGCUUGAUCUCCACGAGCACUCACUUAAAGUGAAGGCGUACUGUGUCCCGCUCCUACGAUCUCUCACGAGCGGUGUCCACUAUGUGCGCAUGAUGAUAGACAGCAUCAAGACGAUUUCGAGAGACCAUCCCAUUACUCACGGGCUUUCAAAAGUGGAUGAGUACCUAGCGGCCACUAAGCAUCUCCUUGUGGACUCCAGAAGCUGUUUCUCUUUCGACUGCGCAGACUUGAAGAACUCUAGAUACAAGAUAUAUGUGGGUGCAAACGUGAAAACCCUGGGGGAAGCCUAUGGGUUCUGGACUCUAGGAGGUAGCCUGAAGGGCGAGGCCAUCGACCGGGGUUUUCAACUCAUGGAGAAAGUCUGGAAAACAAUGUACGCGAAGUCUUUGCCUGACAUGAAGCCGAGGAAAUAUAUACCGUUCAUAUGGAACUGGGAGGUAUCACCGACAGACUCAGAUCCUAUCCCCAAGGCAUACUUCCAGGUUUUGGACGACUACGAUAGUCUGAUUACUGAGGUUAUCACCUGUGUGUUUGGCGAACUUGGCUGGACCGAACAUGCAAUGACACACCAGAUAAUCCAGAAAAAGGCAUACCCGGGCCAUGACUUCGGGAGCUCCACUCAAGUCUAUUCAUGGAUUUCGCUCGCUUAUUCGCAAACGAAGGGUCCCUAUAUUACUAUAUAUAGUAACCCGGCCGCUUCUUUAUAA
Molecule: messenger RNA, 1287 nt
Organism: Aspergillus candidus
Lineage: Eukaryota; Fungi; Ascomycota; Eurotiomycetes; Eurotiales; Aspergillaceae
Product: aromatic prenyltransferase
Exons: 2
Coding region: 1-1287 (428 amino acids)
Biological process (GO): alkaloid metabolic process
Molecular function (GO): transferase activity, transferring alkyl or aryl (other than methyl) groups
Source: RefSeq, a predicted model, not a curated record